AUGAAGGCAACAACUAUAGUACCGCAGAAACGGAAGAAGGAAGAGAAGAACGAAGAUGAGAUCCUCAAGGAUGGCAAGCUGACAACUGCCGCCGAGAAUUUCUUUGAGGCGCUAUCUGAGGCUGGUAUUACGCACUGCUUUGUCAAUUUAGGAAGCGACCAUCCCGCAAUGUUGGAAGCGAUGAUCAAGGCAAAGCAAGAGAACAAACCCAAUUUCCCAGAUAUCAUUACAUGCCCCUCCGAGCUGGUUGCACUAUCAGCAGCAUUGGGAUAUGCUCAAACCACGGGAAUUCCACAAUGUGUCAUUGUCCAUGUCGACUGCGGGACUCUCGCCCUAGGGCAGUCGGUACACAACGCUUCUGUUAGCAGAGUUCCUGUACUGUGCUUCGCCGGCUUGAGUCCCUUUACUCAAAAUGGCGAACUAUUGGGUUCACGAACAGAGUUCAUUCACUGGCUGCAAGAUGUACCGGACCAAGCCGCGAUUGUCCGACAAUACUGCAGAUACACAGGUGAGAUCAAGACUGGCCGUAACAUUAAGCAGAUGGUCUCGCGAGCCUUGCAGUUUGCUACAUCCGAUCCCAAAGGCCCGGCAUAUUUGAUGGCUGCAAGAGAAGUCCUCGAGGAACGUGUGGGAGAAGAAUGCCUGGACGGAGAAAUUCUCUGUUCAGUUGCCCCAAGUGCACUGCCAGAGCAAGAGGUGGAACUAAUUGCUAAAUCGCUCAUGGAUGCAAAGCGACCGCUCAUCAUUACAAGCUAUCUUGGUCGGAAUCACAAAGCACCCGCUCUAUUAACCGAGCUCUGCGACAAGCUUCCAAUUACCGUGGUGGAAAUGGUCGGCUCCGAUGUAUCUCUAAGGAGUGACCAUGAAGCAUAUCGCGGUGUUACAGUGACUACUCACCCGGAAGUUCUUGAAGCAGACGUUAUUCUCAUUCUCGAUUGCGAUGUGCCUUGGAUUCCUACCGCUGGGAAGCCCCGAGCCGGCACAAAGGUGUUCCAUCUAGAUGUCGAUCCCCUGAAGCAACAAAUGCCACUCUUCUCAAUCAACGCCACGCGCCGGCUCAAAGUUGGCUGUGGGAUCGCGCUUGAGCAAAUCAAUGCCUUCCUGGACAAACAAAACAUUGAUCGGGCUCGGUAUUCCCUGGAGUUUGAGCGGCGGUCAGUUGACUACAAAGCCUGGCGAAGUACUCUACAAGGGCUCGAGUCACCAUCAGAAGAUGGUGUAGUUAGUGUGCCAUACUUGGCAUCAAGAUUGCGCGAUUCUCUCCCCGAGAACACGAUCUACGUCUUGGAGGCUGUCACCAAUUCGGGACAUCUCAUCCACCACUUGAAUCUAACCAAGCCGGGAAGUCUCGUUGCAAGCGGCGCCGGUGGUCUCGGGUGGGGAGGUGGUGCAGCACUCGGAGUGAAACUAGGCAAGCCUGGGUCAUUUAUUUGCGCUAUCGUCGGUGAUGGCGUAUAUCUAUUCUCACAGAUGGAGAGCGUAUACUGGAUCGCCAGACGUUACGAUAUUCCGUUCCUCCUCAUUGUGCUCAACAACGGUGGAUGGAAUGCUCCAAAAGUGUCUGCACUUCUGGUUCAUAAGGACGGGCUAUCAUCGAGGUCAAACAGGCGAGAUCUCAAUAUCUCGUUUGAUCCUUCGCCUGAUUACCCCGGCAUUGCUGCUGCAGCUGGUAAGGCAUGGGGUGCAACAGUUGCUAAACAAAGUGACCUUGAUCCUGCGAUUAAGGAGGCAACAGAGGUUGUCCAAGGUGGAAAGUGUGCUGUGAUCGAGGUUUCUGUCCCGUCAAUUUGGAAGGAGAGCUAG
Penicillium paradoxum is the source of this 1803-nucleotide messenger RNA. RefSeq lists its product as uncharacterized. The transcript is spliced from 14 exons. Lineage: Eukaryota; Fungi; Ascomycota; Eurotiomycetes; Eurotiales; Aspergillaceae. The record is from RefSeq and is a predicted model, not a curated record. Gene Ontology annotation, molecular function: thiamine pyrophosphate binding; acetolactate synthase activity; magnesium ion binding. Gene Ontology annotation, cellular component: mitochondrion; acetolactate synthase complex. Bases 1 to 1803 code for a protein of 600 amino acids. Gene Ontology annotation, biological process: L-valine biosynthetic process.